UCUAUAUCUAUAUAUAUACAUAUAUAUAUAAAGAAAGAACCUGGGAGUUCAUCAUUUUUGAAAUAGAAUUAUUUCACAUCCUUCAAGAUCUUAACUUAAUUUGAAGCUAUCUAUCAUUGACCAUCUAUAGAUAGCUACCCCGCACCUCAAGCUUCACAUACCUAUACACAACACACACUCACACAUACACACAUUUCCUCUCUCGAUACCUCAUUCCAACUCCCCACAACACCACCAUAUAUAAAAGUAUCUACCUAGGUAUCAAUCCCACCAUGGAUCCCACCCACACCAGCACUCCCCCAAUGAAAGACCUAACCAUCGACAACAUCACCGAAAACACCAUCCGGAUAAACUCCCAAGGAAGCGAUGAACGUCUCACAUACGUUAUGGAAAGACUGGUUACGCAUCUCCAUGAUUUCGCGCGCGAAACUCGUUUAAGUACUAAAGAAUGGAUGGCGGCUUUGGAUUUUUUGGUGAGAGUUGGUCAGAUUUCAAGUCAUGUGAGACAUGUACGUACCCAUACAUAUUUAACUAUAUUUAUUCUAUUUCCACUCUUAAUGGGGAAAUAAUAAUAAUAAUGCUAAACGAAAAAGGAAUUCAUCCUCCUAUCCGAUAUCCUCGGUCUCUCCCUCCUAGUCGACGCAAUCGACCACCCAAAGCCCCCCUCCUCAACCGAAGGAAGCGUCCUCGGACCCUUCCACACACACGAUGCGGAAACCAUGACAUCUGGCGAAAAAAUAUCCCACGACCCGCAAGGCGAACCCUGUCUAAUUCUGUGCACUAUAAAAGACGUAACGGGGAAUCCAAUCCCUGACGUCAAAAUCGACAUUUGGGAAACAGAUUCCACAGGACACUAUGACGUGCAGCGAGAAAACCGCACCGAGCCCGACGGUCGCUGUAUCAUGCUGAGUGAUGCGCGGGGAGAAUUCUGGUUUAGAGCUAUUGUUCCAGUGCCUUAUCCAAUUCCACAUGAUGGGCCUGUGGGACAGUUGUUGAAGUUGUUGAAGAGACAUCCCUGGAGACCGGCGCAUAUGCAUUUUAUGUUUCAGAAGACGGGAUGGGAUCAUCUUAUUACGUUUGUUCUUCCUCCCCUUCCUCCCUUCCCUUCAAUAAUAAAAUCCCAUUCUAUACUAAUGUGAACCCAUCAAAAAGCGCAUUAUAUAUCCGCGGCGACCCGUACGAAUCCUCCGAUGCAGUAUUCGGAGUAAAGGAAUCACUAAUUGUGGAUUUUGAACCUGCGAGUGCGGAAAUUGCAGAAAAGUAUUCGGUACCUGUUGGAUCGAAAGUUUUGAAACAUGAUUUUGUUUUGGUGAGUGAGAAGGAGACGGAAGAUUUGAGGGAUCAGAAUGCGUUGAAGGCCUUGGAGGCUUUAGGUAUGAAAGUUAAAUUGUUGGAUCAUUUGCCUGUGCCGGAUUUGGAUUGAUUAAUUGAUUGGUUGAUUGGUUGAUUGGUUGGUGUAAUAUUGAAGCCAAUUAUUGUCAUGGCUGUGGUAUGUUGCUGAUGAAGAUUAAUGGAAGGAUACCCUAUUUUCAAAGAGCUUUAGCACAUGAAUAUGAGUGAGAGAUAUGAAGAUGUCGCUUUCUUUUUUUAAAGAAACCCGGGCUU
Messenger RNA from Sclerotinia trifoliorum, 1605 nucleotides. The record is from the annotation of a GenBank genome assembly. NCBI's taxonomy places the organism in Eukaryota, Fungi, Ascomycota, Leotiomycetes, Helotiales, Sclerotiniaceae.